Messenger RNA from Seminavis robusta, 2291 nucleotides. NCBI's taxonomy places the organism in Eukaryota, Bacillariophyta, Bacillariophyceae, Naviculales, Naviculaceae. The record is from the annotation of a GenBank genome assembly.
AAUAAUCCGCUUCACCGGCUUCCCCAACACAUCCACGCUCUCACGGCUUUUGGCAAAUCCGCGAGUGCUAUUACUAGCUACUAGCCACCAGCAACCCCGCCAACAUAGAGGUUGUCUUGCCUGCAUGCACAUGGGUUUGGUGCUGACACAACAAAACCUCUCUUGCAUUUUAUUCAUUGCUACAAUUCAACAUCCAUAUUUUUUAAUAAUUAGUGCUGCGUAACCAUGGUAAAGGUGGAUUGGCCAGAGACAGCAGUGCCCUUGUUCUUGCCGCAAGAAUGGCAAACCACCAAAAACCAACUGGCCGUCCCUGGUGAUCCUCCCAAAUGCGUCUACAAAUACGAUGACAAAGAAAAUCUCUUGAAGUUGGUUUCCUUGGACGAUCCAGAAGUGGUGAUUGAUAUUCUCGAUCCAGAAGAUGUCAUCAAUGUGGCGGUCGAAAUUAACAUGACCAAUGACAUGGAUCCUCGUGUCACUACUACUGGUACUACAUUUACUACUGACAACGACAAGGAAGACACGGGUCGUCCAUCCAAUGCUCCUCCCACAGACACACUCUCCGAUACACAAGGUCACGCCAUAUUGACAAUUUAUUCCUAUCCGCGAGAAGACCCCAACAAUCCACCCGACAAGGGAUCCUCCAUUUUACGGUGGUGUGGAAUGGGGAAAAUUAAUCCCAAACCCCGACCCACCUAUCAACGUCCGGGCGAACAAGAAUGGGAAAAAUGGGGACAUCGAUAUGCCUUUCAUCGACGAUUCACCGUGGUACCCAGCGAAGAUGUGGGACCACUCAAUCAACUCGUCAAGGCCAUUCGACAAGCGGCAGAGUUACUCCAAGAUCGAGGACGAGCCCUGGUCGUCGUUAAUCCCUUUGCUGGUGGACAAAACAAGGCCGAAGGAUUGUAUCACGAUAUUGUCAGUGUCGUUCUGGAACAAGCCAAUGUGGAACACGAUCUCGUCGUUACCAAAUAUGCACUACAUGCCAAAGAACGCAUGAUGAAAGGAGGCGGGAAAGAUGAUGAUGAUGAUGAGGGUCGAGAUUUGGCAGAAUACACGGCACUCAUUCCCGUCGGUGGGGAUGGAAUUGUAUUCGAGUGCUUGCAAGGAAUCAAAGCACGCGACGAUGCACUCGAAAUACUCCAAAAACUCAACGUGGGCAUUAUCGGCGCUGGAACGUCCAACGGAAUGGCCAAGUCCAUUGCCGUCACCAGUCAUCAACAAUCGUCCGUCUUGGAUGCAUCCUUCCUCAUUGCCAAGGGAUGUACACGACGCACGGAUUUGAGUGAGUAUCGGACUGCCAAUCAGUCGUACUGGUCUUUUCUGACAUUUUCAUGGGCCAUGAUGGCCAGUAUUGAUAUCGAUUCCGAGUGUCUUAGAGCCUUGGGAACUUUCCGGUUUGAUCUAUGGGGAGCAUGGUGUGUCGUGGGAAUGAAAUCAUACAAAGCCAAGUUUAGUUAUUUGCCUCCCGACAAGGAUGACAACAAGGCCGAUCCGACAUUGCCAGCAUUGACCGAGGAACUACCAGCUUCAAAAUGGGUCACAGAAGAAGACGACUUUUUGUUGCUGUGGACAUCACAUGUCGCAUAUGGCGGAGAGAAGGUGUACCACUGUCCUCCCAGUCGAUUGGAUGACGAAGUCUUUCAUAUCUUGGUGAUCAGAAAAAAGAACACGUCCCGUCUUGCCAUGGCCCAAAUGUUGAUUGGAAUUGAAGAUGGCUCACAUGUCAAGUUCCCUCAGGCUGAAUUCAUCCCGUGCACUGCAUUUAGGCUGGAGCCUGCAACAUCUUCCAUCAACGAUCUUGAUGGGGAAGUCGUGGAAUCGGGACCGAUACAAGCCAAAGUCAUGCCGGGUGCCAUGAAAGUUUUUUGCAAGUAGAGGCGAGUCGAAAGACAUCCUUAUUUUAAAGAGAACUAAUCAACGUGUGAUCAUACCUGUAUUGCUGAAAGGGUAGACGAUGUAGCUGCGAGCGGGUGCAAGAAUGCUGGUUUCCACGUACGACUGUACUGAAUGUACUGUAGCAAGAGUUGGUCCUCGCUCAGUGUGCACUUUGUAGGAAUUGAAUGGUGAACCCACCCACCACCCGUAGGGCACAAGCGGCUACCGUUGCUAGCUAGUACUGUAGUUUUUUCCUUCCGAUUGGUUUCACGGUGCUCUCAGAAACCACACCAGUGGUGUUUCCGUUGGGUUACUGAGGGGUUAUGGGAGGACUAUUGAGUGGAAAUCAAGGGCAUUGCAUGCAAGGGAGGCGAGACAGGGAACCAAGGACGGAGCAGGCGCGCCAGAGGGCCAGU